GUGUUUGAACUCUCGGGAUAUUUGCACAAGUAGCUAGUGAGAAUUUCCCUAUUAGCUUGGUAGGUAGUGGACUCUUUGUACACGGCGCCUCUACUACGAAUCCCGUCACCGGAAGGAUGAUACAACCAUCUCAUGAUAAAUAUUCCGCCCAUAUACGAGAUAACAUUAUGAGUUAUAAAUCUGCAGACAUUGUGAUUUCACAAAGAUGUUUUUAAAAGUGUUACGCAUGUACUCAGGGCGCAACAUAACCGGUCCUACUACAUAUUACAUAUCGUGUUCUACCAGUCUAAACUUGUGCUACCUGUUACUUGGACCGAGUCGAACCGGCGCGAGUCCAAUCAGACUGGUCAGAAGAAAAACCUGGCUUAAUUAUGCGCUUCAUGAUAAAUCGAAUUACCACAUCGGGGACCAGUCAAGUAGUUCGCGAACGUUAGCGUUGGUCGCUAUCGCUGAACACGGUACGUGUUGCUGUUAGGAAUCCAGACUUCUGUGUGUAGUGGUUAAGACACCAGUCUGGGUUCGAAUGGGGAAGUGUGACACCAUGCACCCACUUCACUCACACUUAAGACUAUUGAACAACCAUAAAUUAUCUUCUGUUCUGGAUAAGCCAUAUGCAGUUGUCUCCGUGGUUCAGGUGUGUGCCCAGGACACCGUGUUUAAACUCUAACUUGGUAAAAGAAAAUAUAAUAAAAACAAUAACAGCGACAACACCUCUAGCAGACAGUGAUAGUUUCCUAUCGGAUAUUUACUCAACGGGAUUUUCGACACGAUGAGUAAAACCGGAAUCUUCGUUUUAUUGGCCCCAGGCACAUUGUGUGAUUUCUUCAAUGAAACGUGAAUAUCAGUGGCCGUUUAGAUCACAGAUACCAAAUCGCUGCGUUUAUUACAGUGUAUAUGUAAUAUGUUUGGCUUUCUUUCGACCUCAUCAAGGAAUGUAAGGAUGUCAUCUCUCUCGUUUUAGUGGUCCAAGAUGAAUCAACCAACCACAGUUUUGUUGAUCAGUCUUAAUAGAAGAACAACACAUCUGGAAGAGAAUAGAGUGUUCCGUAUUUCUCAUACAAGUCGUUCGAGCGAUUAGCCAUUAAACAGAGAUUUCGUUACUGAAUUGGAACUUGGUUUGACCAAGACCAGAUCAUGUUUUGCAAAACUGUUCUAUGUCCAAAAAACAAACAGAAGCUCUUUCAUGUCCUCGUUGUGGUUUAUUGUUUAGGCCUGACCGGUCUGUUGAUUUCAUGGAGAGUGCACGGAACCAGCCGUUCUUUGGAUGCUAUUUUAUAUCAUGAUAACACCAUUCGAGUUGAUUCUUUAAAGAAGAAAUACUUCCCAUCAGUGAAAGAGUCAGUGGCUGAUAAAACUCUCUUGAACCCUGUGUAUAUAGGUGGAAACAACUGCUCAAAGAGGCGUGUAGUCUCGUUCUUCGACAGACCAAUGUUGUUGUCUGCAGAACCUAUAUGCUCAUGGCUGAAAAGUGAACACUCUUUGGGGAACUUCAUUGGAUACGCAAACGAAUUUGCUCAUUUACAUGAUGUCGUCGUAAAUCCAUUGAAUGCCGCGGGUAGAAAGGGUGGAGAGAAUAUGUCCAGCGUGUGGAAACAGAACGAACAAGAUGAAUAUCUGAAGCUGAAAAGUGGAUAUUUUUCUAUUCAAUGUAACACGUCGUUAGAAUAUCAGUUCUCUUCAAAAACUCAUUUAAAAGAAUGGAAAAAUUCUCUAGCAUGCGAUCCUAAGAAUAAUUUUAACGGGAUGGUGAAAAUAAAGGGAUUGACUAUUGCCGUUCAAAGAUACGAGUAUGUUAACCUGUAUCACACAAUGACAGACUACUACAACGCCUUCCUGGUGAUGCUGAUCUUUAACAAGAGCCCGGAUGACACUACGAUUCUGUGGGUAGACUCGCAUCCGUCUGGAGGUUUGGACCAGACGUGGAAGACCCUGUUUUCAAACACAAUCAGAGCUGGGCAUUUGAGAGGACCAACAGUCUUUGAGGACAUGGUUUGGAGCAUCAUGGGAUAUGACAGUCCUCUUAAUCAACACAACAGACCGUUCACGCCAUAUCUAGAACAAUUUAGAGAGUUUUUCUUGACGCGUCACGGAGUGUCGCCUGCUAAAACGCUGGACUGUGCUCACCUCAAUGUGAUGUUCAUCUGGCGCAGAGACUAUAUUGCACACCCUAGAAACCCUUCCGGUCUGGUGAAGAGGAAGAUUGCGAACGAGGCGGAACUGUUGGAGACAGUUCGGAAGGCCGUCCCAGGCCACAACGUGACGGGGGUUCAGUUGGACGCGUUGCCCAUGAGGCAGCAGCUAGAACUGGUGGCCAACACAGAUAUUUUUCUAGGGAUGCACGGGGCUGGAUUGGCCCACACCCUGUUCCUUCCUAAACACGGUGGACUCAUAGAAUUUUACCCCACUUACUGGAGUCCGUCUAAUCGACACUUCCGUGCAAUGGCCACGUGGCGCGGGUUGCAGUAUCAGACGUGGCAGAACACGGAUUCGUUUAAUGAAAAGAAAGAUUACUACACUUACAUUCCGCCUCAGACUCUUCUCAACAUGUUCCUUGAGGUGAAAACAAAAAUGUGUAGACAAGUUGAGAAAAGAUAACCUUGUCUGAAGCACCGGCCUCGGUGGUGUCGUGGUUAAGCCGUCGGAUACAAGCUAGUAGGUACUGGGUUCGCAGCCUGGUACCGGCUUCCACCCAGAGCGAGUUUUAACGACUCCGUGAGUAGGUGUAAGACCA
Gigantopelta aegis is the source of this 2731-nucleotide messenger RNA. RefSeq names its product beta-1,2-xylosyltransferase-like. Bases 1135 to 2595 code for a protein of 486 amino acids. The transcript has 3 exons. Gene Ontology annotation, molecular function: protein N-acetylglucosaminyltransferase activity. NCBI's taxonomy places the organism in Eukaryota, Metazoa, Mollusca, Gastropoda, Neomphalida, Peltospiridae. Gene Ontology annotation, cellular component: endoplasmic reticulum lumen. The record is from RefSeq and is a predicted model, not a curated record.